CAAUCAUAGGGUCGCCCAAACACCAGAGGGCGCUGUAACUUUUAAUUAAAGCGCUUUCUUACUCUGUUAUCUUUUUAUUUUGAAAACGGAACCGUCGCCGUUGUCCUGGUACUGAAGACAACAACUAUAAAAUCUGACCCUUUAAAGAUGGAGAGUCUAGACUUUUCUGAGGAAGAGAUUCAGCAGCAGUUAGCUGCACUUGGAUACAGAAAUAUUCCCAAACAAAGACUGCGGGAAUUCAAGCGAGAUCUAGAUCAGCUGAUUCGUCAUGAAAAGUCAAAGAGUCACAGCUCCAGUGAAUGGACUUCUCCAACAUCUCACAGCAGUAAAAGCCCACCUGCACUUAUUAAAGAAAAGGUUCAACUAAACAACAUUGGUCCCAGUUGUAACUACGUUCUCUUCAACACCAGCUCAGCGGGGCAACAGAGAGAGAUUUUCACCUCCACAUUUAAUGAGGACGAUCAAGGAGACUCUGGUAUGAAUCACUACUAUGAUUCAUAUUCACGGCACUCAUUUGCUCACAGACCAGCUCGGCCCUCCACAGCACCCAACAGGCUGGAGACAGAAGGGCCUUCUGAAAUAUUUCACUCAGUUUUGGAUGGUAGUGAGACAACAAGUCCUGAUAGAGAUCAGGCUUAUUUGAAACCUGUGAUUAAAAGAAAAGUUUUAAGAAAGCAUCAAGGUAGGUCUCAUGUCUGUGAUGAGUCCACGCAUAGUGAAGAUUCUGGUACAGUUAGUGAGCUGGAGGAGCGUUUGGACCAUAUGCGGAUCGGUGCAUCUCGUGUGCAGUAUGACUCAGAGAGUGAAGAAACAGGAAGUUACAGUGACCGAUCCAGCUCUGUGAUGGAGGAACCCCCGAGUGUUUUCCGGGAAUACAUCAAAGGCAUGACACGAUCACACAGUGAGAGUGAUAUUCGGCCUCGUCCAAAGUCAUUUAUACGGCCAGUUUUUGAUCAUCCUCACACGAGGAAUCUGAAGAAAACUGAUCCAGUGGCAAGGUAUUUCCAAUAUAAGCAGGACUGGGAGACAUAUAAACCUCCAGGAGAGAAGAGCAGGAAGGAGCUGCACUGGGCCAUCAGGGAACAACUCAUGUAUCAGCCUCCACCACCAAGACCUCAGAAGACGUACAUCCCCAACAGUUACAUAGUUCCAACAGAGAAGAAACGAUCUGCACUAAGAUGGGAGAUCCGACAUGAUUUAGCACAUGGCAUUAUCCCAACAAAAAUCUCCUAUCCUUGACAUGAAGAAUAUUCCACUGAUGCCUUAUCUUUUAUAUAUGCUUAAUGUUAUUUAUUCAUAUGAUGUUUUUUUUUACUCCAUGGAACUUGUGAAAUGAGACAAUUAGAUCACCGUUUUUAUGAAAUAAACAUUUUAUUACUCAAA
Molecule: messenger RNA, 1383 nt
Organism: Ctenopharyngodon idella (grass carp)
Lineage: Eukaryota; Metazoa; Chordata; Actinopteri; Cypriniformes; Xenocyprididae
Product: centriolar and ciliogenesis-associated protein HYSL1-like
Exons: 12
Coding region: 148-1239 (363 amino acids)
Biological process (GO): cilium assembly
Cellular component (GO): centriole; non-motile cilium
Source: RefSeq, a predicted model, not a curated record